This is a messenger RNA of Coccinella septempunctata (seven-spotted ladybird), 974 nucleotides long. RefSeq lists its product as uncharacterized. The transcript has 3 exons. NCBI's taxonomy places the organism in Eukaryota, Metazoa, Arthropoda, Insecta, Coleoptera, Coccinellidae. Gene Ontology annotation, molecular function: transmembrane monodehydroascorbate reductase activity. The record is from RefSeq and is a predicted model, not a curated record. Bases 126 to 782 code for a protein of 218 amino acids.
AUGAUGCGACAAAUCUAACGUAAAGAUAAAACCCUUUCGUCACUGGACGAGCUUAAUUCAUCACUAUAAAAGUUAUUUGACUUAUUCCUUGAUAUUCCACAUACAGACUUCUAAAAUAUUGUAAGAUGACUUCAGAAGACAUAGAUAUAUCUAAGAGAAUCAUAUGGAUCGUCCAUUCUAUACUACGCCAGUUUGUUGCUGUGAUUGUGGGCUAUACAAUUUCAAUGAUGUUUGGUGAAAAAUUUACCAAUUGGAUGGUAUGGCACUACAUCUUGAUGUCUUCAGGGGUUGUGCUCAUCAUGUUUGAAGGCAUUCUAUUCCUGAGUCCACAUAAUCAUUUCUCCAUGGGUAUCAGAAAAAAUAUAUUGAGUGGGAUGCAUGGUAGUCUAAUGGGAAUUGGUUUCAUAGUAAUGACUUUGGGAAUUAUUUGCGCUUACAUCAAACAUGAUAAUGGACAUUUCAAGUCAACUCACGCUGUAUUGGGUUUGAUAUCUUGGAUUUUCUGCCUGUUAUCAGUCUUGGGUGGGCUACUAGCUUACCAUUCCUUCAAGCUGAAGGAUUACAUCAAACCCAUUUUUCUGAGGUUUCUUCACACCUUUAUAGGGUUAAGUGGAUUUUUGCUGUCGAUAGCUGCGUCAGCAACCGGUUUCUACAAGUUUAUAGAUUGGAAACCUACCAACACCCCUAUAAUGAUGACGUUGUUGAUACUGAUUGGGGUUGGAAUAUUUCUGAGAUCUGGUCGAACAGUGUUGCAACGUUUACAAAGCGUUAUCAAGCAGUGAAUUAAAUUUAUUUUCUGUAACUAGAAGAUUCUCAUGAAUCUCACAUAACAUCUUCGAUAGGUAGUCAGUAAAGUGUGAAUUGGAAUAAUUGCCUGCAGUGGUUACAGCCUUAAUAGAAUGAAUCGGUUAUGGUGUCAGGGCCUUUGUUCUAUCAUCACACAAUUACAACAACAAUAAAUAUAUCUGUAACUU